AAUGUUUGGAAGUGCUUCUUGUGAGUGAGUCGAAAAUCUACUUACUGGGGGAUGCUGAAUAUCAGCAUUUCUGAUAAAUAAACCAUUUCUCUAUGAUCUUUCAUUUGCUCAGUAUCUCCAGAGAAAAGUAGGGUUUGGGGGAGAGUGGGAGAGGAGUGCCAACAUUCUGCGAGGGGCAAAGGGGCAGAGAAGGGGCCAAUAACAUUUCACCAUGCAAACAGGAAAACUCGCUCUUAUAAUUUGUCUAGAGCCCCUCUGAUUCCCUGUGGUCAUCAUCAAACUACUCUUUCGCCUGAGGAAUGAUGGGUAGCAGCCCAGCUGCACUAGACAGGAGAGAAGAUUUGAGAAAGGAAUAAUGCUGUCAGCAUGUCUGCACACUCCAUGCUCUGUGAACGAAUCGCCAUAGCCAAGGAACUAAUCAAGAGAGCAGAAUCACUUUCUAGAUCAAGAAAAGGUGGCAUUGAAGGUGGUGCAAAGCUGUGCAGCAAGUUGAAGGCUGAACUAAAAUUUUUACAGAAAGUAGAAGCUGGGAAAGUAGCUAUUAAGGAAUCCCAUUUACAGAGCACUAAUCUAACACACCUGAGAGCCAUAGUGGACUCGGCAGAGAACCUGGAAGAAGUCAUUAGUGUUCUCCAUGUGUUUGGUUAUAUAGAUACCUUGGGGGAAAAGCAGAGCCUUGUGGUGGAUGUUGUUGCAAAUGGGGGCCACACUUGGGUGAAAGCAAUUGGCCGAAAGGCUGAAGCUCUGCACAACAUUUGGUUGGGCAGGGGCCAGUAUGGUGACAAAAGCAUCAUCAAGCAAGCAGAAGACUUCCUUCAGGCCAGUCACCAGCAGCCAGUACAGUAUAGCAAUCCUCACAUCAUCUUUGCCUUCUACAACAGUGUCUCCAGCCCUAUGGCAGAGAAGCUGAAAGAAAUGGGCAUAUCUGUGAGAGGAGACAUCGUAGCAGUUAACUCUCUGUUAGAUCACCCUGAAGAGCUCCAGUCGAGUGAGAGUGAAUCAGAUGAUGAAGGCCCUGAGUUUUUGCAGGUGACUAGGGUAGACCGAGACAAUAUAUUAGCAAGUGUUGCGUUUCCAACAGAGAUUAAGGUGGAUGUGUGCAAAAGAGUAAAUCUGGACAUCACUACUUUAAUCACCUAUGUAUCUGCUCUUAGCUAUGGAGGUUGCCACUUUAUCUUUAAAGAAAAAGUGCUCACAGAACAAGCAGAGCAAGAGAGGAAAGAGCAGGUUCUACCACAGCUGGAGGCGUUUAUGAAGGACAAGGAGCUAUUUGCUUGUGAAUCGGCUGUCAAGGAUUUUCAGUCAAUUCUAGAUACUUUGGGAGGACCUAGUGAGAGAGAGAGGGCCACCAUGCUAAUUAAGCGAAUGAAUGUGGUCCCAGACCAGCCUUCUGAGCGUGCCUUGAGACUAGUAGCCAGUUCAAAAAUCAAUAGUCGCUCAUUGACGAUUUUCGGGACAGGAGACACCCUAAAAGCGAUCACAAUGACUGCCAAUAGUGGUUUUGUCAGAGCUGCCAACAAUCAGGGCGUUAAGUUUAGUGUGUUUAUCCAUCAGCCCAGAGCACUUACUGAGAGCAAAGAGGCUCUAGCCUCCCCCUUACCCAAAGACUAUACAACUGACACUGAACACUAAGGAUAUCCUUUAAAUAUUGUCAUGGAUAUAAGUUAUUUAUACCAAAGGCUGCGUUUUCUUAUCUUAAUUGGAAAAAAAACCCUCGAUAGUAAAUAUAACUUAGAACUCAAACCAGUAGAGUUGAUUGUGUUUCUCAUCUAUAAAGUGUAUAACUUCCUAGAGUAGAAACAGCACAAGAGACAACCUUAUUUAUCAAACUAAGAACGAGUACAUCUAUGUAAGUCUUUCAGCUGUAUCACAAUGCUUGUUUGAUUCAGGAGGGCUAUCGGUAAUCACAUUUCAUAGAAUAUGGCUACACUGCACCUUACAUUAAAUAUCUGGAGAAAACUGAAGCUUGUUUUUUAUUAUAUUGAUUUAUCAGUUGAUAAUGGGUUGAGGCUGGGAAGUAAUAAUUUAUAAUUUUAGAUUCUAAAGUUAUGGUUGUUAUUAAUGACAAGAAACUUACUGAUUGCUAUGUGUCAGGCGCAGUCUGUGGGUAUGUUUACAAAGAGUACAUUAAUAUAGAAUAAAGAAAACUGAAUUCUGA
Molecule: messenger RNA, 2158 nt
Organism: Hipposideros armiger (great roundleaf bat)
Lineage: Eukaryota; Metazoa; Chordata; Mammalia; Chiroptera; Hipposideridae
Gene: CUNH7orf25
Product: chromosome unknown C7orf25 homolog
Exons: 2
Coding region: 367-1632 (421 amino acids)
Source: RefSeq, a predicted model, not a curated record